CUGUGACAGGGAGGGGGAAAUAACCCACAUUGAUAUUCAUUCAGUGUGUAGUUUUCGUGAGGAAAUGAAGGAGAAAAAUCCAGUUUUCCCACAUUUAUAUCAACCGCUGUCGUCGUUAAAAAAUGAAGAAGAUAAAUAAUGUAGGCACAUUGGAUUAUAUAGCCCUAGAUACACAGUGUUUUAAAAUAAGAGGUGAUGGUCACAGCUAAGACGUCUUUUUGAACCUAUGGGUCUGCUUGUUCAGGAUUGUAGGGUGUUUAAAGGACAUCAACGUCAGGAGCAGAAUUCCAGCUUUUGAAAAUUCAGAAAGACGAAAGAAAUUUCUAAAUUAUCAGUAUGGCAACACCAUAUCGAUUACCCCCCAAUUACAUGAGACAUCAAGGCAAUUCUGGCAGACACUUUGUUGGACGACAUUAUGAGAGGGAAGAACUGAAGAUCUUGAUCAACGAUGAAGAUACUCAAAUAAUACAAGUUUAUGGACUGCCUUAUGUUGGCAAAACAAGUCUUGUGAAAACUGUCUGUGAAGAAUUGAAGGAUGAAAUCAACCCCGAAAGACUCCACAUAAAACACAUCCAUAUUUCUAAUAAUAGCAGUUGGUCUGAUAUUUCCAACAUGUACAAUACAUUCACCAAUUGUUCCAGUAUCAUCAACACGAAAUGGAAAUUUUGUAUUUUUGAUGAUUUCCAGAACAUUCAAGAAAGCUUCCUUCAAGGUUUCCAGGAACUUUGUGACAAUGGCAUUCCACUGCACAGAAAUCUAAAAAUCAUUCUCAUAUUAAGUGGUGGAAAACCAUUUCAAUUUGAUGGAAUCAGGUUUGGAAAGUGUAAAGUGAGCCCAUUGUCCAUUGGAGAUGCCCAGCUUCUUUUCGGUCGCUGUUCAGACAUUGAGACGAAUGAUGAGAACAAAAAACAAAUACACAACAUCAUCAGAUAUGCCUGUGGCCUGCCAGGACUUCUUAUUUACUUUGCAGAAAAAUUCUCCCAAUUUCGUCAUAAUUUCUCUUUUGAUGAUAUCUACAAAAUGAUUUGUGAUGAAACCAAGCUCAAUGACUGGCUGGAUGAAUGUACAAUUAACAGACGUAAUAUUAAGCAAGAAAUGGACAAGUACUUUUCUCAACUCUCUCUCGAACAGCAAGAAGCUAUCAAAGUGCUUUCAUAUUUUCCUGGAAGAUUUGGCAUUGAGGAAGCUGUUGAAAUGACUGGUUCUUCUAGUCAACCAGCUUCCAAGAUGCAUGUUUUGAUGCCACUUGUCGAACAAGGUUUGAUCAGUUCAGAUUUAGAAUUACAGAAUUUCCAAGUACAAGAAUUAAUACGUGCAAUUACCAAACAACAGAUUGACAAUGUACACAGCAAUGAUUUGGUAAAGCUCAGAUAUACAAACAUUAUUGGGAAAAGUUUGAUGAAGGCUCAAGAUAUUUAUGAUAAAGGCCUCAUAUAUGAAGCACUCGGAAUAAUGAAGAACAACUGGGAAAAUAUUUCGUUUCUGAUGAAGAAAGGGAUUGAAGCACCCUCAGAUGGUAGGACAUAUGGAGUUUAUUAUGAGAUAACAUUAAAAGCCUCAAAUAUACUGAUGCUAUGUCACCCUAGAGAUUCAAGGCAGUUUUUCCAAGCAUGUCUACAAAACUCCCUGUUAUUUGGUAAUGAAGAAGAACAAGCUUUUAUGAAUAUAGCAUAUGGUGUAUCAUUGACAGAUUUACCAGGUUAUGGAGGAUACAAAGAAGCCAUGGAGCACUACAAGAAGGCUUUGGAUGUAUUGAAAUCGAGAAACAUCCAGUACCGACAGGUGCUGCUGUACAAUAGCAUGGCAGACAACGCUCAUAUGCGGGGAAAUCAUGUGGAAGCCUUGAAUUUUGCAGAAAUGGGUUACAACAUGACCGUUAAUGAUGCGAGCCCACAGAUGGUGCAGGAUGCGAAGAUCAAAUGUGCCUCUGCCCUGGCCUACAACCUCUCAUUUGUUGGUUAUUAUGAUAAAUGUGAGAAAAUAUUGACUGAAAACUUAAAGAAAACGUCAGGCUUGACUUCUCCUGUUUUAUCUAAAUUGCUGAAUACAAUGGGUGUUAAUUAUGAAAGGAAUGGUUCACAAUAUAAUAAAGCAAUCAAAUUUUAUAAUGCUGCACUUAGUGAAAGAUUGAAAAUUGUUACUGUAAAUCCAAAUAUAUCUGUGAUAUCGUACUCUAAUGUAGCAAAUUUAUUAUCCCGAAACUUUGGCAAACACAGUAAAGCACUACAACUCCUGUUCAGUGCCAAGGAUAUCCAAAAGAAGCAUAGAUGGCUACACAUGAACACCUCCUUGGUAUUGCAUUACAUUGGUUAUGUGUAUCUGAGAAUGCAUGAAAUCUCCAACAGCCUGACAUAUUUUCAUGGGGCUUUGGAUAUCUACAACCAGAUACACCCAAACUACACCGGAAAGAUGAAUAUCAUUCAUGCGAUUGCGCACUGCUAUCUGCUGAAAGAGGAAUUCGAUAAAGCCAAGAGUUGUUUCAAGGACAUGCUCGAAGGUUACAGUGACCGUUUGUUGAGCGGUUCGUCAGAGGCUGAAUCUCUCUCCCUGGCUUUAGAACACAUGGUUUAUCUCAAUUUGGAAAACCCUCAGAACCAGCUGUUUCAUUUGGAAAAUCUUUUGAACGAAAUAAGACAACUAUUGAAACGAAGUGUAAAUGAGAAACAGAAGCUACGAUAUUCCAAUGCUAUUGCCAAGUACCAUUCCUUGAAACUACUCCUGUUAGAUAAACUCAACCAAAAUGAAGAACGGGCUGGACUCCUCAUGGACUCAAUCCCAGUUCUUUGUAUUUAUUGUAAGAACUUCAGGCAAUAUUUGAAUUGUUCUCAAGAGAAUUAUAUUCAUAAACUUUGCGGACUGAGAUCUAAUUCAUAUGAAAUCGAUAUUCAACAACGAUUAAAGAUUGUAGAAUAAAGAAUGGUUUAUGAUUUUACUUUUUUGGUAUGAUUGACUACAUUAUAGCUGUGGUCAGUUCAAUAGAUGAUCUCAAACAUAGUCUUUUCGGGGUCGAUUAAAUAAGUACCAGUUACGCACUGGGGUCGAUAUAAUCGACUUAAUCCGUUUGUCUGUCCUUGUUUGCCCCCUCUGUGUUUAGCCCCUUCUGGGCAGUAAAGAAAUAUAUAUAAGUAAAGUCACCGGAAGUAACUUGCACGGACACCGGAAAUACAUCUGCCAUCACCAGAGAAAACAAAGCAACUACCCCCAGCGACUUGCCUGACCUUUCAUUGGACAAUAGCUACCUACCUGCCAUUCUAUUGGACACUGGCUAAACAUCACUGCUGAUAUUUUUGUAUAAAUAGACAUGAAAAAUCGCUGUAAAGGUAGUUGGAUUUUUGGUACUCGACUGAUGUAAAUCGGUUCCGUCUCGCCUGCUACGCUCACCACUCACGCCGCCUCGAACCUUUGUACUGCUAUU
Messenger RNA from Octopus sinensis (East Asian common octopus), 3415 nucleotides. RefSeq lists its product as uncharacterized. The transcript has 12 exons. Lineage: Eukaryota; Metazoa; Mollusca; Cephalopoda; Octopoda; Octopodidae. Gene Ontology annotation, molecular function: protein binding. The record is from RefSeq and is a predicted model, not a curated record. Bases 337 to 2913 code for a protein of 858 amino acids.